AUGGCCAAAUCAAGAGUUAUCGUGAAGACACAGAAAGCCAAGGCGGCGUUUGCUGGGGUCAAGCAGGUUGGGAGAUACAAUGACACUGAUUUAAUAAAGGCUGAAUAUGCCACCAUUCAAAUCAGUGUGACAGUGUUUCACCCUGUGACACAUCAGCUUGCCCUGGACGACAGUAGCAAAUUUUCUCGGAUCAAUGGAGCUGAGAGAUUUCGCAAUUCCCCAUCCAUUGUGGCAUUGAUCUCUUUGCACCUCUGGCUAAUAUCUUGCGUGGGUGACUGUGUUGGCACAGAAUGCCCAGUGUGCCACAUGCCAGCCUGGGUGCAAGAUGCACAGAUAAACCGGCAACUAGAUAACAUGAUUCAGCUUUGCAGCAAACUGCGGCAUCUACUGGGUGCGGACACCUCAGAUUCAACAGAAGAUCUGUCCAUACCAACGGACUCAAACUUUGGAAAAAAGAAUAAGAAGGAACAGAUAAAAAUGUGGUUCAGCCCAAGAAGUAGGAAGAUUCGAUGCGUCCUGAACAAGAGUCAGCCUGAGACUAAAAGUGAUGACCUUUGUCAAGACACACCUUCAAUUUACGAUUUCUUUUCUUCUCCUCCUCGUGAAAAGCCCUCCAAGCCGACAAAAAAGCCAACACAGAGACAGAGUAAGAAGAUGAAGAAGAAACGUCUGGCAGACAUUAACAAAGUGUGGAGCUUACAGAAGCCUGAGCAGAAAGGAGGAGUUGAGGAGAAGACUCCCAAGGAAAAGCGUGUGACUGUCUGCAGUCAACCGGUAGUUCUGUGCACUCCAGAACCAAGUAGCCCUGAAAAGGAUUAUUUAAAGGAAGCUGACUCCAGCAAAAAUACAGAAAGUGUGGAAAUACUGCCACGGGUAAAAUCCUCAGAGAAGAAAGAUAACAGUGAGGUUGUGCGCCUUGCACAAGUCAGCAAGGAAAAAAAUUGCGCUACAGAGACAUCACUGUCAAUAGAAAAUGAAACUACGCCUUUAAAACGUGGAAGGGAGCAAUCCAGACUUCCAGAUACUUCUCAGUCUAAAAGACCAAGAAGAACCGAGAGGAGCAUUAUUGGGAAGUCAGUCAGUCAGUCAGAUUGCUUAGAGGAGUUACCUCAGGGUUGCCCCAUCUCCCCAGUGACUGAACACAAGACCCCAGCUCAGAAUUCUUCCUCUGUAUCGAAACUCACUGACACCGUAAUGAAGACAAGAAGCUCUGCACUCUUUCAAGCAAUAAAUAGUCCUUCACUUUCAAAAUCUCCCUCUACCCCAUCUACUUCUAAGGCUUGUAAUCAAGUAGGAAUACCACACAGUCCUUCUGUGUUGAAGUCCCCUGGUGGUAACACAAUUGCCAGAAGAAAUUACAAAGGAGAGACUUUGCUCCAUGUUGCUUCCAUCAAGGGUGACUUAGCAGCUGUUGAACAGCUGCUGAAAAAUGGGGCAGAUCCCAAUGUCAAAGAUAAUGCUGGCUGGACACCACUGCACGAGGCGUGUAAUCAUGGGCACAAAGAAGUGGUGGAGCUGUUGCUACAAUACAAGGCGUUAGUGAAUACUACGGGGUAUCAGAACGACUCGCCGCUUCAUGAUGCUGCCAGGAAUGGGCAUGUGAGCAUUGUUGAGCUGCUGCUUUUGCAUGGUGCCUCCCGUGAUGCAGUUAAUAUAUUUGGUCUGCGGCCUGUGGACUAUGCAGAAAGUGAAAAGAUAAAGUGUGUGCUAAUGUUACCAGUGACAAAUGAAUCAUUCUCACUUAACCAACCCUCUGAGGCACUGAGCCCCAGCCAGCCAAGAGAUGGACCUCUUGGUAUAUUGGGGAGCAGUCUUAGUUCAGAGCAACAGAAAUUGCUGAACAAACUAGCAACAGUUCUGAAGGCUCGAAGGUGUACUGAAUUUAACAGCAGAGUAACUCAUCUUGUUAUCCCUGAUGUUCCAAUGCCAAGUACUGUCAAAUGUAUGAUGGCGGUUCUGACUGGAUGUUGGGUCCUCAAGUUUGAAUGGGUACAAGCCUGUCUACAAACCACAGUACGAGAACAAGAAGAGAAGUAUGAAAUCCAAGGUGGCCCACAAAGAGGCCGGCUCAACAGAGAACAGCUGCUGCCUAAGUUGUUUGAUGGAUGCUACUUCUAUUUUUUGGGAUCUUUCAACCGUCACCAGAAGAGUGAUCUUGUAGACUUGGUCAAAGCAGCAGGAGGACAAAUUCUGGUUAGGCAGCCAAAACCAGACAGUGAUGUGACGCAGACAAUCAACACGGUGGCAUACCAUGCAGAAUCUACUUCUGACCAGAGAUUUUGCACGCAGUAUGUAAUCUAUGAUGUGUCUUCUAAAUUCAAGCCAGAGAAAAUUCGUCAGGGCAAAGUCUGGAUGGCCCCCUCCAGCUGGCUUAUAGACUGUGUGAUGUCAUUUCAGCUCCUGCCUGUAAAAUGAAUAUCGAUGUCUCAGAGCAAGGUUUAAAAAUGCGGUGAAUCUUGAGCAGUUGGAACACACUGGUAAACACCGAUCUGAAGCUAUGAUUUGUGUUUUGCACUUAGGAAUACAGGAGAGCUUUGACCAUUUAAAUGAGUUACUAAGAUCACUGAUAUGCUGGAAUAAAUGAACUUAUAAUGGAGGAGAGAAAUAUACUGCAUUGAAAAAUGUGCCUUGGGUUAUUUAGUAUGCU
Molecule: messenger RNA, 2647 nt
Organism: Pygoscelis adeliae (Adelie penguin)
Lineage: Eukaryota; Metazoa; Chordata; Aves; Sphenisciformes; Spheniscidae
Gene: BARD1
Product: BRCA1 associated RING domain 1
Exons: 11
Coding region: 1-2415 (804 amino acids)
Molecular function (GO): protein binding
Source: RefSeq, a predicted model, not a curated record